Paramuricea clavata is the source of this 16233-nucleotide messenger RNA. The record is from the annotation of a GenBank genome assembly. Lineage: Eukaryota; Metazoa; Cnidaria; Anthozoa; Malacalcyonacea; Plexauridae.
AUCCGCCAUGUUUUUGGCCACACAUUUUUGACUGACGAGGUAUUGGAGCACGAUCUCCAGAUAUAUUAAGUAUAGCUCAGUGGUUUAUCUGAGUUUAUGAAACAUUUUGAACAUUUUCAUUUCAAAAUAGCAAAAUGGACUUGGAUGAUAUGGCUAUGUUACGUCCGCAUAUUACAAAAAUCGGCAACAGACAUUAUAGAAAAUUAGCGUUCGAAGGCAGCCAAUUUAAUGAUGCGUCUGAUAAUGUUGGUAGGUUUGCUAAGUCUUUUUAAUAAUUAAGCUGCAGACAAGUCCUACACGCGUAAAAAUCAUCAUGUUGAUGCAAGUUGUUCAAAACAGGAGCGAACAAUGUUGUGCUGCACCCCGUGAACAAUGUUGUUAACAAGUUGUUGAACCAUCAACAUUGUUGCAACUUGUUGACAAUCAUGUUAACAACUUGCAACAGUACUGAUGGUUGAACAACUUGUUAACAAUAUUGUUCACGGGGUGCAGCACAACAUUGUUCACUCCUGUUUGAACAACGCCGAACAACCUGAUCAAUUUUUACCCGUGUAGGACUGACCACUGACUGGUUGCGAUUUUGACUUAGGGGCUGUUUAUAUGAUCCCGGCUUUGUUAAUAUUUCCUACUAAAUUUCAUCUUGCAUUUAUAUGAGAACCGAGUUGGCCCGCCUAACCGAGGUCCCGCUUUGUGUGACACGAGACCUCGGGUAAGUGGGCUGGGUAGUUUGCCAUAACACACAUUGGGUCAUUUCAGAAAACAUCCAUACCACCCCCACGGAGGAAAUUGGAAGUUAAUACCCCUACCCCCAUCGGGUGUCCUAAUACAUUAACUAUUAUCAGUAAAAAUUUUCUCUCCCCUCCCCCACCGGACGGCAGAAGUUUCCUCCAUGGGGGGAGUGUGGAUCUUUUCUGGAAUGACCGAUUUACCGGAGUUGGCUCGGCUUUUAAGUAAAAUAUAAUGUCUUUGUGUGCAUGCCCAAAAUCCAAAUUGACUUUCCCACAAAAUUUUGUAUUUGUUUUCACAUUAGUCAGCCCACUCCAAAAGUUUCAUGUAAACGCAUGGUGAAAUUCAUCUCGGGGGAAGCGAGUUAGCUCGGGUACCUGGGCUGGCUUGCUUCCAUAUAAACAGCCCCUAACACAUAUGAAUUCAAACAAAUUAUGGCUUACCGCACCAUUGUUUAUAUCCUUGGCUCAUGAUAAUAGUGGAAUGACAAGCUGGACAUGUUGAGUGCCCUAAGUGUUCAUGUUAGUGCACAAGUUGGCAUGAUACACAUACCCUAGUGGAAGGCAAGAAGUUGUGCAAGUCUAUAUGCACAAUAAUUUGGGGCCCUUGGUUCAAUUUUCAAGUUCAGGUACUGUUGCUCCCUGAAGACUUGAACUACUGCGAAUUCAGGUAGACUGUUAAAUGUGAAUAGUUGUUGUGUUAGUUUUAACGGUUGUACGAUUACGUUUCUAGGCAGAUUUUCAGAUGUUUCUAAGACGUGGCUUCAGUGUUUAUUUUCAAAAUUUAACCGUUGCAAUUACAACGUUUAAAUUUUGAAAUUAAACAUUGAAGCCACACCUUAUGUACCAGUCAAUUCCAACUGUGAUAUCACAUCCCCCUCCCCCGGGCAAACCCCCAGGAAUUUGACUUUUCGAUAAAAUUUUGGUCAAAUUCCCCACUGUGCAGGCGAAAACCAUCGUCAAAUUCCCCAGGGUGCGGGCAAAAAUUUUAUGUGUAUAUGUGCAUUUGUACUGAAAGAACAUAUCAUUAAUCAUCAAAAAUUAAUUCUAACAUGAACAAAAGUGAAAGUUUUUAAUAGAGAAGCCAUUAAAUUUAUGUCAUGUUGAUGUUAAUAGAUAUGUCAUGUAGACUAAAGUGUAAUUACUAUAUACCGGAAAGUCUUAAUAAAACACAAACUUCAAAUCAACAAAAUCAAUUCUCAGUCGUGUCUAAAUAUAAGAAGCAUCUCAAACAAAUUUGAUAUGUUUAAACAACUAAUCAAAUCUACGAAGGAAAAUUUUCAGAUAAUUGGUUUGACAGAAACAUGGCUAGGCGAUGAGAACUAUAAAAACUUUAACUUGGAAGGUUAUGAUUCAUUAGUAUGCACAGAAGUGGAAAAAUGGGUGGUGGAGUAGGUAUAUACGUUGCUGAAAAAUUACAACAUAAAUUACGCAAAGACCUUAAUGUUAACAUAGAAGACACCAUUGAAUCUACUUUUAUAGAGAUAGCCACUCAUGAAAUUGGGAAAAAUAUUAUCGUCGGAGUAAUUUAUCGGCCACCAAAUAAUAAGAUCGAAGUAUUUCAAGAUGCUAUAAAUGAAAUUUUGAGCAAAGUAGAUAAAGAGAAUAAGAUCUGUUAUCUCAUGGGAGAUUUUAAUAUUGAUUUACUUAAAUCGGAAUCUUGUGAUUUUGCCAAUAAAUUUACAGAACAACUUUUUACAUCUUCUUUUUACCCACUCAUGACAAAACCAACUCAAAUAACAUCCAAUACUGCUACACUUAUAGACAAUAUUUUUACUAAUAUUAACAUUGACAACAUUGAUUCAAGCAUAAAUGGAAUUCUUUUUAGUGAUAUUUCAGAUCUACCAAUAAUUCACAAACUUUUUUUUUAAUACCCUAAUGAAGGCCUAAUGAAGACACAGGAGAGAAAUACUAUACAAAAAGGAUAUAUAAUAAAAACAAUUCUAGGCUUUUUACAGAUGAAAUUAAAAAUGUAUGUUGGGAAGGAACGAUUUCUUGCAAUAAUCCAAACGAGUCCUUUAACCAAUUUUCCGCAUUAUUCACAGCUAGUUAUGAUAAACAUUUUCCAAUUAAAAGAAUGAAAGUAAAUAAGAAGUUUAACAAGUACAAAAGCCCCUGGAUGACAAAGUGUGUUUUAAAGUCAAUCAAAAGGAAAAAUAAAUUCUACAGUAAAUACUUAUCAGAUCCUAAUAAAAUAAAUGAGAAUUUGUACAAAAAAUAUAAAAAUCGAUUAAAUCAUGUAAUUAGAUUGUCCGAAAAGAAAUAUUAUGAACAAGAACUAAUUACAUAUAAACAUGAUUCAAAGAUGAUGUGGAAAACAAUAAAUGAGAUACUAAGUAGAAAAACAAAAAAAAAGAACUUCCAAAAGAAUUUACUGAUAUGAACACAACAAAUACUAUUAAAGAUCAGUUUGAUCGAAAUUGCAAAUAAAUGUAAUAACUUCUUCGUAAAUAUACUGUAGGACCUAACCUAGCGAAGAAAAUUACAAAUACAUCCAAUACAAAUUUUAGCAAAUAUCUGACUCAUAAUUAUCUAAACAGCAUAUUUCUUGAUCCGAUAACAGAAUUUGAGGUACAAAAUGAAAUGAACAAUUUGAACUUGAAUAAAAGCCCAGGGUAUGAUGGUCUGAGUACUAGAACGAUUAAACAAGUGAGUACCGAAGUAUCAAAACCACUUGCACAUAUAUUUAAUCUGACAUUUACUACAGGUAUUAUUCCUGAACAGAUUAAAACUUCCCUGGUAACACCAAUAUUCAAAUCAAAUGAAGAAAAUAAAUUUGAAAACUAUAGACCAAUAUCAGUUUUAACUUGUUUCGCUAAAUUACUUGAAAAAUUAAUGUACAAACGACUAAUAAAAUACGUUGAAAAAAACAAUAUUUUAUCUGACCAUCAAUAUGGAUUCAGAAAAAACAGAUCAACUGAACUUGCAAUAAUCGAACUUGUUAACAAAAUUACAAAAGAAAUCGAUCACGGAAAAUACACCAUAGGUAUUUUCUUAGAUUUGUCAAAAGCAUUUGACACCAUUGAUCACAAGAUUCUGAUCAGUAAAUUAGAGUAUUACGGAAUUCGUGGCAUAGCAAGACUUUGGUUUGAAAAUUAUCUUACAAACAGGAAACAAAUUGUAAAAUAUAAACAAAUAAUGUCAAGCGAAAUGAUAGUACAAACUGGGGUCCCGCAAGGUUCAAUAUUGGGUCCGCUACUUUUUAUCCUCUAUAUAAACGAUAUUCAAAACUGUAGUGAUAUAGCAUCAAUGCUAUUGUUUGCUGAUGAUACAAAUAUAUUUUACAGUCACUCAUGCCUCAAAACACUAAAUGAAACUCUUCAGACGAAAGUGGACAAAAUAGCCGAAUGGCUAAACACAAACAAUCAAAAACCAAAUUUAUUUUAUUUCGAUCCUCAAAAAAAAAAAAAGAAACACGUAGACAGUAAAGUUGUCCAUCAAUAACGACGAUAUCAAACAAGUCAAAAGUACAACCUUUUUAGGAGUAGUUAUUGAUGAAUGUUUAUCAUGGAACGAUCAUAUCGAUUCCGUUGCAAAGAAAAUUGUAAAAUCUGCAGGAAUUAUUGCAAAAAUUCGUCAUUUUACAAAUUUGAAUACUUUAAAACUAAUAUACUAUGCUUUAGUCUAUCCAUAUCUAAUCUAUGGCAAUCUAAUAUGGAGUAACACAUACAAAACAAGAAUUCAAGAAUUCACAAAAAUAUUUAUUGACCUACAGAUCUUGAAUCUCAGUAAGUUAAAUAACUACUUUACAAGUCUUUUCAUGUUCCAAUAUCAUCAUUUAAACAGCUUGCCAAAAUUCUUCACAAACGUUUUUAUUUCAAACAACCAAAUUCACUAAUACAACACUCGAAACUCAACUCAACUUCAUAAAUCUUAUCAGCGUACUAACUACGUCAAGCACUCGCUUUCAGCGAAAGGGGUGGACGUUUGGAAUAAUGUUGACAGUAAUUUAAAAAUAAUAACAUUUUUAUGUAAUUAAUCCACUUUCUAUGUAAUUAAUACAAGUAUUGAAUGUAACAUAACCUCACUAUUUGUAAAUACUUAGAACCGAUGACAAUUUAACUAUAUAUAUUAGCACCAAGACUUUAAACUAGGGGUCUAAAUCGAAAAGCCUGUUCAAGGUUUCUAUAGACUCCUAGCCUAAAUGUAUCUACUUUAUUUUUAUUUUUUUAUGUAACAUAAUGGUAUAUCACAUGCAGGGCAAAUCAUUAAAAAAAAAAAUAAAUGUUUUUGUUGCUUUUUUUCUUGUUUUGUUUUUGAGACAAAUUCAGUAAAACAGGAAGCAACAACAGCUUUUUUAACAUCCCUGCUCUUGUUCCAGACUUUGAACAAAGGCAUAUUUACUGUCGAUGCAAUGGAAGUGUUGAUAAAAUAUUGCACCAAUUCCUUUUCUCAAGUUGAUCAAUUCAUUUGAUAGAAAAUUGAUCAACUUCCUGUUACUUUUAGAUGAGCCAAUUAGAUUUCGUUUCAGAACCGAUUGACCAAUAGGAAACGCACAGGAAGUAAAAAGAAAUUUGAAUUCGUAUGAAUUGAUCAACUUGAGGAAAUGAAUUCAUGCAAUAUUUUAUCAACACUUCCAUUGCAUCGACAGUAAAUGAUAUUGUAUAAAACGUAAAAUUUACAUAUAAUUUUCCACAUGAAUACUUAUAAAGAUGAGUAAAAGAUGUGUAAAGAUGCUCUAAAGAUUACGAUUUUUUUGCGUGCAACCGCCGACUAAUUUUGUGCGACCGCGAACCGACUCAAAUGCCCGACGGGGCGUGCUCAGAUUCGCGUCAAAUUCCAGCCUGUGCGUGAUUAAACUCUGGUCAAAUCCCGGGGGUUCUCCGGGGGGGGAUGAUCGCAGUUGGAAUUGACUGGUACAUAAUAGAAACGUCUGAAAAUCUGCCUAGAAAUGUCAUCGUACAACCGUUAAAACUAACGCGAUAAUUAUUCGCAUUGAACGGUCUACCUGAAAACGCAGUAUAUAUUUUUCUGCUGUUGUGUUACAAAAUUUUUAAAAAAACCAUCUUGGCCUGGUUCCUGCAGAAUUUCUCAAUGCAAAAUUUCCACCAUCCAUAAAAUCUGCCAUUAAAUAAUAAAUUCCCUCAUAAACUUUGACAUGUAAACUCAACAGUGUACAGAUAUGAUGAGUAUGAAGAGGAUGAACCAGAGUGCGCAAUGAUUCAAGCAACUGGCAAUGGAUUUAAAACCUCCAUAGAUGUGGCUAUUGAACUAGUGAAGUUUAUUUGUGGCAAAAAAAUGGAAACUAAACUGAGGAUUGAAAGAGAAACAAACACUCAAAUCAAACUUCCCAGGCCUGGAUUUGAGGGACCAGUUGGUAAGUAAUCACCGCCAAUCUGAGUACAUUCAUUUUAGAGGUCUGAACAGUAUAAUUGGAGAGGUAAGUAAUCUUCGAGUUAAGCCCAGACCACGCCCAAACUACACCCAUUUUUGUCAAGGGCUUAACUCAAAGAAAGAAACGUUUUUUUCUGCGUAAAAGGUCAAUUCAUUCGUAAUAAGCUCCUCAGAGGUAUAAAAGCUAGUCCAAAAUAAUCUGUCACUUAAUGAAAAUUUACUGUUUAUACGAAUUGUUCGUCAUUCAUUUAGGCUGCUGCUUAUUUAAGCCGAGAAGUAUGAUAACUAUUUCCAGCUAGAUUGUGGGCGACUCAAAUCAUUGCUCUCUUACAUGCCUCAAAUGUUGGGGCUUAAGCCCGGCGCACACUGGAGAUAUCAGCUGAGCUGAGCGUCACUCGUGACUGUUGGCGUUUUAGAAUUAAUUUCAGAGUUUAUUUUAUUCCUUUUUGAGCUUUCUCCUUUACUUAUCAAAUAUACGUGUUUCGGUGCUUGCUUAAACAAUGUUUUGCAGAAAGUAAAACCGCAUGCUGGCAUGGCAUCGCCCAAAAUACAUCGGGCUCAGCGGAUUUUUGUAUGAAAAGCGAUAGCAAUGCGCUUGCAGAAUUUUCGAAAGCACGAAUUGGAUCGGAGCAAGUAAUUAAACUUUAUAGUAACUCAGUUCAAAUCAUUCAACUUAAUUUUUCCAUUUCCAAACGUUCAUUGAAAUACAGUAUGAAAUAAUGUUUCAUAAUUUUGUCUGCCAAAAUAUGCCGGUGCUCCGGCGCACAGCUCUAACAAAUUUCAAAUCAUUCAGGUGUUGACAUUUUUGGGUUUUGUGGAUUGUGGAGCAGAUAUUGGGAUGUUCAAAUAUUUUUAGCUUGUGCUAUGCAACACAAGCGUAUGAAAUUCAUUAAUAUGUGUUAAUGUAAAACCGAGAAAUGGUAAUUAAAAGCCACUCUUUUUGUUGUAAAAGUAUCGAGAAGUAGGUAUGACAUUAGGUACGGUAUUAUAUUUUUAUGAAUUAUGUAUUGAUUUAGUUAUUACUAGUGCAAGAAAGAAAGACAUAUUAUCUUGUCAACAUAAAAUUGAAUUGAUUAUUGAAUCGUCAAGACAGAAAAUUCCUCCGACACAUUUCCUUUCGUUUCCUUUAUACAACAUGGAAAUAAUCAGUCGUCUGGAGGAAUUUAAGUCCAUAGCAUUGGAAACUUGCAGACAGGUAUGUAUAUAAUAAACGUUGUUCUCAAAUGAAUUUAUUCUAGUCAAACUAUCCAUUGAAAACAUUACAAGAUACAACAGAAAACAAGAGGAAAAAGAAGAUGAAAUUUUUAUUUCACCAAAUAGUCUAUUCAGUUCUCACUGAGUGUAUGUCUCCUAUUGCUCAGAUGACCCUGCACUGCCAUGACCAAAAUGAAGAGUUUUGAGAGAAACGCCAGGCAAAAAUUGUGUUGGGAAAAAAUUGACAAGAUAUGUUAUACGUAUACUGUAGCCGUAAAGUUAUUCAUAGUUAAGGAAGAAAAUAUAUGAAGUGACAAAGGGAAAUAAAAAUCCUAUUUAAGCACAGACACAGCAGCUGUGGAUAGGAGCUUGCCAUUACCAUUAAGAUGCGAGUUCGAAUCCCGCUCGAAACAAUGAAUUUUCCAUUGGCAUUGUAUUCUGCACUGUCACAAUAAUAUGAAACUAGUUUUUGAAGGUGUAAGUUAAAUAUUAUUGCAUACUCCCGUCACUUUAUCUACGAGAAAUCGAACUAGAGUCUAUAACGCAUAUACCCGAGCUAUUAAAGCCGUAAAGGUUGGCAAAAUCGUAUAGCAUAAAUUAGCGCGUUUUCCACAUUUUUGAGCAUUGAAAACUCAAAACCGUCUUGAAAAAUCGUACUACUAGCUUAAAUGUCAUUUUUUCUUAAAUUUUCCAAUGGUAUAGUUUAUUUUUGUGAAAAGUGAACUUGAAAUUUUGCAUAUUAACAAAAAAUUUAAACCUGCAUCAUUUUCAGAUCUAGUCAAUUAACGAAAGAAAAAAUUCACUUUAGCAACAAAUCCCACAGCAGUGUUUUCACGACACUUUUUUACGCCGGUUUCAGGCGUAAUUACGGUUGCAAAUUCAUUUGGUCCCGUGUGAACAAGGAUAUAAACACUCAACACUUAUUACUAAGUAAAAACAAUUUGCAGCUGAUCUAAGUUUAAAAAGUUUAAAAUAUUGAAAUAUUUUACUCAAAAUUUAUUUAUGUUUAUAUAGUCAAAAGGCCUGGAUGCAAGUAUUUUCCAAAAACCUGCAAAACUUCAUCUUACCAUUGUUAUGCUCACUCUUCUGACACAGAAAGAAGUGGUUAGUGAUAUGUUUAAAUAUAAACGUGCUUCCUCAGUUAAUCUGAGUAUGGCAGGGACAAUGGCCUGAUACCAAGGCAUUUUUUCUCUGCCCCAUUUGCCCCACUGGAUUUCUCCCCCACCACUAAAGAAAAAAAAUGGCCUAUCGCCCCAAAGCCAGGGCCCUAGGACAUGUAUUGUGUAAAUGAGUUUAACAUUGAAAAGAAGUUUAAAAUUAUACGUUUUUAUGCUCAUAUAGUGUGAAAUGUUACUAGAAUCAUAAAAUCAAGUAGACCACUGAAGAAUCCUUAAAAAUUCAAUGCCUGAUACUCAGGCUAAUCUGUACUAAAGCCGCUGUCCACCAGGUAGUGGUUUUUCAACCGUUAUAAACUUGAUUGAAAAGCUAUAUAACUACCCAGACUGAACCUCAUAAUCAAUAAAAAGAAACUUUUAAAUACUAAGACAAUAGUAUUUAGAAAUUUUUAAAUACUAAUUUAUUAAUCUGGUUUAUACCAAUCAACGGACAAAAAAAUUCACUAUCCGUAUGAUAGCGCUUUCCGUACUUCGUACAACCGGCCCUUUAGUAUAUGCAUACAUCUGGUCUGUCAGUGGAUUACUGAAUUAGCCAAUUUUUUUCUAUUCUGAAUACUUUUGUUGUAUAUACUGAUAUUAGUUCCGUUUUUAUAGGACGCUGCAUCAUCAGUGUUAGAAGAGUGUUACGAAGACGUUAUAAGGUUGGUAAUUAUAGUUACUGUAUGCUUCACUUUAGCUCAUGAGAAGAAGGUACACAUCAGCUAAUAGCAUUUUUGCACAAACAAUUCUGUUUUAACUGCAAAUUGCUUGAAGUAUAUGAUACAUAAGUAGAUUAUAAUGGAUGAAGUUUUGAAGGCAAAUUAUAAUACAGAUUAAUUACUGCGAACGAUCGUUUCUUAUAGAGAAUAAGACCCAAGAGGCGUUACCUGCAGAAAGCAUCCCGAGGGCUGCACAACCAAUGUGACGAGGUUCAAACUUUUGAGCCCACAUUUUGAGCGCGGAUCAUUACCACAUGCAUGCCAAAAAGAGAUGAGAUUCAAAUUUUUGAUUUUGUGAUAUGGCCGAAAUAUUCUACUUAAUCAUGAUCAUCAUCUUUAGUCUAUGCGAAUGUCGUCCUUCGAAUGUUGUUUUCUGGAUCUCUGCAGGAGGGAGAUUCUGAGUAAAAUAAGUGUUUGGUUGCAAUGUAGAUACCGAUUAACAAUAUACACGAACUUGGAUGAAGGCAGGGCAGGAAAAAUAAUUUUCUUCCUGGGAGCACAACCUGGAGACAAAAAAAAAGCUUCCUGCAGACCAACGGAGUAUUUUUGUGCUAAAUCUGCAUGUGCAUAAACGUAUAGUGUUAUACCUGACCAUGCAAUUCGAUCAUGGUUUUAAAUUCAAGGAAUAAUGUCUGUCAACCAUACGUUGUUGCGCCCAUAGUUUCCUUCGAAUUUUCAAUAACAAAUCUUCAUUCAAAGGAAUUACCUGCAGCUGUUUAACAUUUCAUGCGAGCAGUGCUAACGUGCUCGCCUAUUUUUUCCACCCCUGGAUGAAGGAUCUGACUUUCGUCUGGAAGUUAGUAGACUUAUGCCACAGGUCGACUUGUAUUAUUUAUCUGCAUGCGCGGUUGAGCAGUCAAAUUUCUUCAGUUCAAAUUUCUAUAGGAAACUAUUAAUAGUGAAAGUGCGAGAGAGCCUGAGAGCGCCGCUCACAUGCACCCACGAUCUAAAUUUGUGCAGCUACAUUUUAAAAAUACUGCCAUUUUAACAAUAUUUAGCUCCCAGAGUCUAAAAUAAGAUGGAUUUUGCAAGCAUACUUUAUAUGAAUUUUGCUCGCAGGGACUAAAAAUAUUAAUGAGCUUUAAACAUGUCCUUUAUACAAAGUUCCAAACCUUUGCAGGUACACUAGAGGUAGAACAAUCAAUAUUGCUGCAAUGACUGGUCAAAGAAAGCUCCCUCCCAGUUAUUCAAACUUUCACCAUUAACCACAAAGCAAUUGACCAUUUUAAGAUGAUUAUAUACAUAUUGUUACUAACGCUGUUUAAGGCCACGUGUUGCGAAGGAACCAAUCAGGAUAAAGCUAGAAGGAGUUGAUUAUAUGAAUGAUGAACCGAGUAAAGUGGAUGUACUGUAUGCUAAAGUACACGAAGUUGAUGGAGGUGGAAGGUAAGGAUUCAAUCUAUAUAUGCUGUUUAUACCUGUAUAUGGUUCAAAAUUUGUGACUGAAUAAUGAAACUUGGUUUAAGUCUAAAGAUACAAUAUUGCUUCUGUAGAUGCAUUUGUACACUGGGCAUGUGGAUAAAACAUUACUCUUCUUUAAAUUAUCCUCGGAAACUAGUCUGACUAGCACGGAUAAAACCGCUAGAAUAAAAAUCGAUAGAGUAAACCAAUGGGGAUGAAAAUAAGUAAUGCCAGGAAUAAAGAAUUAAUAGUGCCAUAAAUGAGUAAUUAGUAUAUGCCCAUUAUUUCUCUUACCUCCGUACUGAUGGAGUUCCGUAUGAAUAUCCCAAAAUGACGUCGCAGCUUAAAGCUCGCAACUUGGUUUGCAUUUGGUCGUGCCUGUCUUGGUCAUGACCAAGUGAUGGUCACCAAAUUUGAACUCUCAGUCUAUUGUAUCUUGUUUUUUGUGUCCUUUAUUCCAAUCAGUCCAUAGAUGGAUUGCAAAGAUAUAUGUUAGGAUGUUAGGGUUUGUAAUCCAAGUGAGAAUAUAUACAUUUUAACACCCAACCAGGAACGACUGCGAAAAAUGCAGCACAAGGUCCUCUGGUAGGAAUCGAACCUACGGCCAUGCGAUUCCGGAGCUUUCAAAUCCUAAUAUUAAUUCCACCAAGUGAAGUGCAGAACUAAGUUAUUCAAGAUAUAUGUCGACACGUCAUUACGUCGGUUACCUGCGACCGUUAAUUAAUUAUGACCAAAUUGAAACCACGCUUAAUGGUCACUUCCGAAUUUGGUUGCUGGCAAUGAAAACUACUUAUUUACAAUGGAUUACAUUGUCCGCCUCGAUUUCAAGCUAUUGUUUUGUGUGCACUCAAGCAAAUUCACGAAUUGUCAAAAAGUACUAAUAUAUUUGCACACAGGACACAAAACCAAAUUUUUGCAUUGGUCUUGACUUGGGCCCACUGAUGCUUGGGCCCCGUUUACGUGAGACCGGGACGAAGUCAAACCGGGAUAAAAAUCGAAAUUUUCAAUAUGUUCACAUGAGACCGGUACGAAAAUCACAAAUCUUCCAAUUUAUUCGCCCGCCAUUUUCUUUCCUUACGGUGUUUUUGUUAGCAUGCAUUGUUUCGAAGCCAAAGAGCACAACCGAUACCGGUCGUUUACAUUCAUCCCGUUACGAAUUAAUCCCGUUCUGAACGACUCUGAAGAUAGUCGGUCCAGCGAGCAGGAUGACUAAUUCAGACCGGUCUCAGCAAUUUUUCGUCCUGGUCUCGUGUAAACAUCUACAGUAUUAUAAAUAAUACUAUGACCGAAAUGAAAUCGUCUCGGUUUGACUUCGUCCUGGUCUCAUGGGGCCUUGGUGACGACAACCACGACCAUGUGGAAACCAGGCUUUGGCAUCUGGUUAGAGAACUGGGUUGAAGGAUGCAUGAUCGAAUUUCAUUUCUUUCUUACAGGCUUCAAGAGUUAGCGAAUGAGGUGAUGAAUUACUUCAUCAUGAAAGGUUUAGGAAAGGAUGAAUAUGGCAGAGUGAAACUACAUGCUACAGUGAUAAACACAAGAUUACGGGAAACUGAUAAGGAAUUGACGUCGAGUUCACAAUCAAGGAACAACAAGAGAGCUCCAUUCUCUAGCCGCACUACUUUCGACGCUACGGAAAUUACGGAGGUUUGUAGUUUUUAGAAUAUUCCGACUCUGUCGCAGAGUUUCGCAUAAGCUUUAAUUCUUACUAUGUUUAGGCGAGGGAAAUGCGGAAUUCUAAAACUAUUUCGUCAUUCUUGAAAGCUCGCAAUAUUAAUACAGGUAAUAGUGAAAGCUUGCAUAUACCUCGAAAUAACCAUGAGACUGGAUGUAUUCCUGUGAACCUGACAAGACCCUGCUGCCAGGUUAGUCAUGUCUGAACUCUGAACUAUCUAAAAAAGAUUGCAACACUUUGACGUUUCUAGUAGCGUCCAUCGAUACAGGACGUUGUAUAGUGUUGGUCGGAAACAAACACACUAGGUCAAAACAAAUUCGAUACAGAAUUAUAGUCAAGACUGAGGUGAAACCAAAAUAUAGAAAUAUACUGUCAACUGUUGCUAAUGUCAGGCAUGGACAGAUUAUUUAACACUACCGUCUACUGUAUAUAAAUAUACGAAAUCGCUCGUUAAGGUCAUGGGAGUGAAGAUGCCAAAUGAGAGAUAGAAACUUUAUUUAUACACGGAAUAGAAUUCCAAAGGUGUGCUCAGUCAUACAUGAAACUAUUUUUCAUAUUGUUAGUACGCGGUUUUGGUAAACUAAGACCACUUGGAAUGUCCCGAAGGUUGUAGUUUGUUUUCUCACAUUUGUAUGAAAAAAGAUUAGUGAGUGCAUGAUUUAUAGGACCCAUUCUAUUUAAUACUUUGUACAUCAUUUUUGCCUUCUUCUUGAGUGGCUCCCAGCCCAAUGCACGUAUAGCAAUAGAAUGAUUUACGUCAUUGCUCAUGUUCAAGAUAAUUCCAGCAGCUAUUUUGACGAUUUUGGAGUCGUUUUGAUCGUGAUUCAUCAAACACAUCCCAUACUUCACAACUGUAAUCAAAGUAUGGGCGAACAAUAGCAUUAUAUAUAUCGAAAUGAGUGUAUCUUUGUCAACGAAAAGUUUGACUCGACGAAUAGCAGAGAUUCCUGCAGUUAUUUUUUUGCAAAUAUUUUCAGAAUUACUUUUCCUAGACAAAUGCUGGUCAACUAUUACUCCAAGAGUUUUGCAUUCGCUAACUUGUUUAAUUUGCUUAUUUUCAAUGAAAACAUUCAAAAAUGAAUCAGAAUUUAUUUAAUCAUGGCCUUUGAACCAAUUAACAUAAAUUCUGUGUUGGUUUCAUUUAGGCUAAGUUUAUUGGCAAUUAACCAUUUUUAAGAGGCGCAUUUGGCCACCUGUAACAGAUACACUGUAGGCAUGGAUCCAAGAGAUUUUCUGUCAAACGAGGAGAUGUUGUUAACAUGCAGGCUACCACUAGACAGGAAAUCGUUGUAGCACAGUAUUGAAGCUCGUAUAGGCCACCUUGAUUGUUUCAUCUCAAACUCAUUAAUUAUUUUGCUCACAUGAUAAUACUGGGUAACUUGUGAAGGAUAAUGAUUCAAUCCUUGGACUGGAUCAAAAUUAAUUCACCUCACUUUAAGUAGUGAUUUAUUCGUAUGAGAUGUCAUUUCAAAUCCUCCAAUUCGGACUGGACUAGAUUUCAAGUCCUCGCAUUGUGACCCAGUCCUCGGCUUCGCCUCGGACUUUAUCAAAUUGCGCGGACUUGAAAUCUAGUCCAGUCCACAUAGUCGGAUUUGAAAUAUUACCUGAACAUUGCUAGUCUUAAACUGUCUUUCUCGGGUUUUUUAGAUUUUCAAAGACUUUGUGUUUGGUGAACAUCAUGUGGAUUGUAUUCAUCUCUCACAACGAGGUGUUUAUGACGACAAUGGCCAAUAUCAUUGUUGUAAAUCACUACCAUUGCCAUAAUCUUUGCCGUAGGUGUACUGUAGAAUUACUGCAGUGAUUUUUGUCGAAACUAUAUAGAACAACUAGUUUCAUAUUUAAUCUGACACUGCAGAGAUCAACGUCGUUGUCGUGAGCGAGAUUCGAACUCGCAUAUUUUGCUCAUAUCUCUGCGGAUGGUUCAGAAAUAGCCUCCUCUGUACUCCGUAGGCAUCUCACACCCAUUCGCAGGCUAAAACCCAUAGAGAUGCCUGCGGAAGAGGCUAUUGAAACAUUGCGCGUCCUCCAAAAUUAAGCCGUUGCGAAGAUUUUUGUGCACUUAAAUCUCUAGGUACGAUAUUGCAAGCGAAAACUCGCUACCAAUCCCCGUCGGCUCGAUUGCUGCGUUCUCACUCGUCUGGCUCCUUACAACACGAGACAAGUUACAAUGCGUUACGUUGCGAGUCGACUUGUAGCAAGUCUACUCAAUGAGUAGGGCGGCGGUCUAGAAACGCAAAGAUGCGAGUUCGAAUCUCACUCGAGACAACGAAUUUUUCGUCUGCAGUAUAUCUGAAUAAAUCUAGUGAAACUAGUUUUUCAUAUUUGUGUGGGUAGUCCCAAAAACUACCACUCCACCUUCCAGAAGACGGCACUUCACUCGAAAUCCUAAUGUUUUCUUCCUCUUUUUCACGGAUAUGCCAGUAUGCCUAUUGUUCGACUUAAACCUCUACAAAAUGAUGUUAGUGUUAUUUUUUAUAUCAUGAAUAUAAUAAAUUUCAUUCUUACAUGUAUUUAUACCCGAAAGUGACAACUAGACCGUUUCGACUUCAAAUCUGAGGGGACCAAUUUGUUUCGUAAUAUACAGGGCUCGGUUGUACAAAUAUAGUCGGUUGUACGGAUAGUGAUAUUUUUCAAGCUUUCUUGAAUUCCCCGUUUACUGGUAAUCACCCAGAUUAAACUAUCGUAUAUCAAAAUUAAAGUUUCCAUAUUCGUUCUUUUAUUACUUUUCAAACAUUUUUACAACGGAUAAAAAAAUCACUUAUCCGAUGGAUAGCGCCACCCGGCCUUCGUACAACCGACCCCAGUAAAAUAAAAAACUCGGAAAAAUGAAUUAAUAUUCGUUAAUAUGGGGCUUCGGUGGUGCAGUCGUCAGAGCAAGCGCUUUUCAACUCGCCUUUCGCCUUCGGUUCAAUUCUCGCUGCGGACUUGUGUGAAAAGAGUCAGUUAACGCUCUGCCGAAGUCGGGGGUUUCCCCCCGGUGCUCCGGUUUCCUCCCACGGGGAAAGUAGACAAGGUGGGUUAGGAUAAACACAGUUAAGUUUUAUCACAAUUAUUGUAAAAAUAAAAUAAUCUAGGAGGCUAAGUAUGUAAUUAGGUAAGUGUCUGUAAAGCGCAUUUGAUGAUAUCCACAUGUAAAUUUGCGCUAUAGAAAUCGUAAUUGUAAUAUUGGGUGCAAGAAAAUGAGCAGAAAUUAAUAAUUAACUAAAUCCCACGGACGUUUUAGGCGUCACCGUAGCUCAGGCGAAAGGCGAGUUGAAAGGCGCUUGUUCUGACGACUGCACCACCGAAGCCCCAUAUUACCGAAUAUUAAUUCAUUUUUCGGAGUUUUUUAUUUUACUGGGGUCGGUUGUACGAAGGCCGGGUAGCGCUAUCCAUCGGAUAAGUGAUUUUUUUAUCCGUUGUAAAAAUGCUUGAAAAGUAAUAAAAGUACGAAUAUGGAAACUUUAAUUUUGAUAUACGAUAGUUUAAUCUGGGUGAUUACCAGUAAACGGGUGUAGUGUAGUAAACAAGUUGUAUAAUUAUGUGCAUAUAUUAUAUAUUGUUGUGUAUAUAUACAGGGUGUCCCAAAAAAAAACGAAACGGCAAGAGCCAAUUGUAAACUAGGAGUAGUCUGUAAAGUUUGAGAGGGAAAUAAUGACCUAUUAUUAUAUAGCAAGCAUCAUUUCCGGUGAAAUGGCGGACUGUGAUUGGCUGAGAAGCACUUUCAGCGGUCCAUUAUUUUCCCGUAAUGGAUCGGCGGUCCAUUACGUAAAAACGAACGCAUGCAUUUUAAAACAAAACAGCAAAACUAAUUACAAAUUUGAAAAUUUUAAUUUAAUUUGUUAUUAAUAAGAUAUCUGCGAAUGGUUUUUAGUGGAAAACGGAAGGAAUACAUUUGUAUUUUUUUUGUUUUGUUCCACCAAAUAUGUACUACGCUACUAAUAUGCACUUCAAAUCAUGCAUUUCUUGUUUUCAAGUAUAAAUGCUUAUGAAUGCCAUAUAGUUAAACUUUUUAUUAACCUCCCUUGCUCGGUAUGAACAGAGAAAUAUCGGAC